AUGAGAGUUCUUUUGAUACUUUUAUAUUUAAAAAGUUGCGUCACUUUCGAUAUACCUCAAAAUAAUUGUAAAACAGAUUUGUCUAUAGACAAUGAUCAUUACAAUGUUACGGAGAGCUACGAUCUGGGCAAUUCCUUUCCUAGUGACGCUCACUAUGAUACAAAUGGUGAUCUAUUCUUUGUGGAGUCCGGUCGUAAUUUGGAAGGAUAUUACUUUAAUAUAAAGACAAUUAAAGCAAAUACGACAUCAGCACAGGAAAUAUCGGGGCUUCCUCAGGGGGAGAGUUACUCUGUCGCUGUAGACAAAAAGAAUGAAAAAGUUUAUUUUGGAACUAGCAGAGGAAUAUUCCUUUAUAAACAUACAACUAAUGAAGCUACUCUCGUCUCGGAUCCAGAUUUAAGAUUAAACAUGCUCUUCAUAGACAAAGAUGGCAAUAAAUACAUAACUGACAGCCCUGACGGUGUGGAAGAAUUAUAUCUUUUGGCGGAAAACAAGAAAAUUCGUUUCAGUACCUUCGAAGAUCUGAACGAAAUGGCGGUAGACGGUAGAAAUAACUUCUAUUUCAUAAGAGAGGAAAAACUUUUUGUUCUAAAAUCCAAUUUGUCUAAACCAUUAUUCAUUGGUGAUGUUUCUUACGAAGGAUACGCUCAGAUAUCGUUUUAUAGGAACGUUGUUUACAUAGCCAGCGAAACUUUAUCAUACAUACACGAGAACGACUCCGGCCCACUUAAAUUAGUGAAAAAUAUCCCUGGGAAAGUAACGGCCAUUGCAUUCGACAAAACCGGCAAUUUCGUGCUCGGUACGAACGGGAAAUUUUUAAAAUACACCAAGAUAGACAAUAACGAUUGCUAUCACAGACGUAAUUAA
Molecule: messenger RNA, 867 nt
Organism: Danaus chrysippus (African queen)
Lineage: Eukaryota; Metazoa; Arthropoda; Insecta; Lepidoptera; Nymphalidae
Source: the annotation of a GenBank genome assembly